UUUUUCAGACACAAAAGAUGCUUCGCCUCGCCAGAAAGGGACUUCAGACCGCCGUCGUCAGAUCUUACGCCAAGGACGUCAAGUUCGGAGCCGAAGGACGACAGGCCAUGCUCGUCGGAGUCAACCUGCUCGCCGACGCCGUCUCUGUCACUAUGGGCCCAAAAGGAAGAAACGUGAUCAUCGAGCAGUCGUGGGGAAGCCCAAAGAUCACAAAGGACGGAGUCACCGUCGCGAAAUCCAUCGACCUCAAGGACAAAUACCAGAACCUGGGAGCCAAGCUCAUUCAAGAUGUCGCCAACAAGGCUAAUGAGGAGGCUGGAGACGGAACCACCUGCGCCACAGUUCUCGCCAGAGCCAUCGCCAAAGAGGGAUUCGAGAGCAUUCGUCAAGGCGGAAACGCUGUCGAGAUCCGUCGUGGAGUCAUGAACGCCGUCGAAGUCGUCGUUGCAGAGCUCAAGAAGAUCUCCAAGAAGGUCACCACCCCCGAAGAGAUCGCUCAAGUCGCCACAAUUUCCGCCAAUGGAGACACCGUCGUCGGAAAUCUCAUCAGUGACGCCAUGAAGAAGGUCGGAACCACUGGAGUCAUCACUGUUAAGGACGGAAAAACGCUGAACGAUGAGCUCGAGCUUAUCGAGGGAAUGAAGUUCGACAGAGGAUACAUCUCGCCGUACUUUAUCACCUCUGCGAAAGGAGCUAAAGUCGAGUACGAGAAGGCUCUUGUCUUGUUGAGCGAGAAGAAGAUCAGCCAAGUUCAGGAUAUUGUGCCGGCUCUUGAGCUCGCCAACAAGCUCCGCCGUCCAUUGGUUAUCAUUGCCGAGGAUGUUGAUGGAGAGGCUCUUACCACUCUUGUUCUUAAUAGACUUAAGGUCGGACUUCAAGUCGUCGCAAUCAAGGCUCCAGGAUUCGGAGAUAACCGCAAGAACACGCUCAAGGAUAUGGGAAUUGCGACGGGAGCAACGAUCUUUGGAGAUGACUCGAAUCUCAUUAAGAUCGAGGAUAUCACAGCCAACGAUCUCGGAGAAGUCGAUGAGGUCACCAUCACCAAGGACGAUACUCUUCUUCUUCGCGGGCGUGGAGAUCAAACAGAGAUCGAGAAGCGAAUCGAGCACAUCACCGAUGAAAUUGAGCAAUCGACGAGCGAUUACGAGAAGGAGAAGCUUAAUGAGCGUCUCGCCAAGUUGAGCAAGGGAGUCGCUGUGCUCAAGAUUGGAGGAGGAUCUGAAGUUGAAGUUGGAGAGAAGAAGGACCGUGUCACCGAUGCUCUGUGUGCCACGCGUGCCGCUGUCGAAGAAGGAAUCGUUCCAGGAGGAGGUGUUGCUCUUCUCAGAUCUCUGACAGCACUCAAAAACUACAAAGCAGCCAACGAGGAUCAACAGAUCGGUGUGAAUAUCGUCAAGAAGGCUCUCACUCAGCCAAUCGCCACAAUCGUCAAAAAUGCCGGUCUUGAGCCAUCGUCGAUUAUUGAUGAAGUCACCGGAAACAGCAAUACAUCAUAUGGUUAUGAUGCGCUCAACGGAAAGUUCGUUGACAUGUUCGAGGCUGGAAUUAUCGAUCCAACUAAGGUGGUUCGCACAGCUCUCCAAGAUGCUUCAGGAGUCGCCUCACUUCUCGCCACAACCGAAUGCGUAGUCACCGAAAUUCCAAAGGAAGAAGCAGUUGGUGGACCAGCCGGUGGAAUGGGUGGAAUGGGUGGAAUGGGCGGUAUGGGAGGAAUGGGAUUCUAAGCUCUCAAUCUCUCAUUGAAAUAACGACACCGAUGGAUUGAUUUUCUCUCUAAAACACUGGUUUUUGCUCAAUUUUGUCGUUUUUCCCAUCAUUUUUUCCCCAAAAAUUUCCCCAAAAAAAUUAUGAUCUUUUGUGCUCUGAGCCAUUUGUUUUUUUCUUGUUUUACGGCUCUUUUUCCCCUUUUUUUGAUGAUAACUUUUCAAUGGUGUUUUUUUUUUUAAUUUUUUCGCAAUUUUAGGACCUCAAUUUUUUUUAGUUUAGUGUUUUUCCCCUUGUUUUUAGAGUAUAAUAUAUAGAAUCUCCUUGUUUUUUUUUUCCGUUUUUUUCUUUGUUUUCACUCUCCUCCCCACCCCGUUUUUCUCUAUAUAAUAUCACAUUUAUAAAUUAUAUUUGUAU
Messenger RNA from Caenorhabditis elegans, 2121 nucleotides. It is a transcript of the gene hsp-60, whose product is annotated as Chaperonin homolog Hsp-60, mitochondrial. Gene Ontology annotation, molecular function: ATP-dependent protein folding chaperone; ATP binding. The record is from RefSeq and is marked reviewed. Gene Ontology annotation, biological process: animal gross anatomical part developmental process; protein refolding; protein folding. Gene Ontology annotation, cellular component: mitochondrial matrix. The transcript has 6 exons. Bases 18 to 1724 code for a protein of 568 amino acids. NCBI's taxonomy places the organism in Eukaryota, Metazoa, Nematoda, Chromadorea, Rhabditida, Rhabditidae.